UGACGUGAACGUAUAGAGGUACGGGCGUAGGAAAAUGCCAAAAAAGUAUGGCCAAUUGAAAAAUCAUUCGAUAUGGCAGUAUUUUAACCAAUUUGUAUAAAUAGGAUUGGAAAUAUAGAAGAAGAAGUUGAGUUUAAGACAUAAUAGUAUAAUUGACCAUGGUGACGGUAAGCUUUGAACAAAUCCACGAUAAAACCCUCCCCAUCAGGGACCGUAUGGAGGCCUUGAUCAGACAAAAACAAAAAGAGAUUACUGAUGGAUUAGCAGAGCUUGAUAGUGUAACUUUUCAUACUGAUAGUUGGAUAAGAGACAAUAACGGUGGAGGCGGCCAAUCGAUGGUAUUACAAGAUGGAACUACAUUUGAAAAAGGAGGAGUGAACAUAUCGAUUGUUCAUGGUAAAUUACCAGCAGCAGCCGUUGCUAGAAUGAAGGCUGAUCACUCAAAUUUAAAAGGAUGUGAUGCUGAUGGUAGUACUAAUUUCUUUGCUUGUGGAUUAUCAUUGGUUAUACAUCCUCAUAAUCCCCAUGCUCCAACAUCUCAUGCUAAUUAUAGGUAUUUUGAAACUUCCGAUCCUGAAUCUGGUGAAGUCCAAGCUUGGUGGUUUGGUGGUGGUGCAGAUUUAACUCCUUCUUAUUUAUAUGAAGAAGAUGCUAAACAUUUCCACCAACAACAUAAAGAUGCCUUAGAUAAAUUUGAUUUAUCCUUAUAUCCUAAAUAUAAAAAAUGGUGUGAUGAAUAUUUCUAUAUCAAGCAUAGACAAGAAACAAGAGGUAUUGGUGGUAUUUUUUUCGAUGAUUUUGACGAUAGACCUGCUGAUGAUAUAUUAUACAUUAUUGAAUCUUGUUUCAAUGCUUACUUACCUUCUUAUGCUCCUUUGGUAGCUAAACAUAAAGAUGAUCCUUUCACCGAAGAUGAAAAAAAAUGGCAACAAAUUAGAAGGGGCCGUUACGUAGAAUUUAAUUUGGUCCUAGAUAGAGGUACCCAAUUUGGAUUGGCUACUCCAGGUUCAAGAGUAGAAAGUAUUUUAAUGUCUCUUCCGGCCACGGCCAGCUGGGUUUACGACCAUCACCCAGAACAAGGCACCAGAGAGGCUAAGCUACUCCAAGUCUUACAGAAUCCUGUUGACUGGGUCUAAAUCUAUAUAUAUCUAUUUAAUAAAAGCUAAUUUUAGUCUCAGCU
Messenger RNA from Hyphopichia burtonii NRRL Y-1933, 1180 nucleotides. RefSeq names its product coproporphyrinogen oxidase (gene HEM13). Gene Ontology annotation, cellular component: cytoplasm; mitochondrial intermembrane space. NCBI's taxonomy places the organism in Eukaryota, Fungi, Ascomycota, Pichiomycetes, Serinales, Debaryomycetaceae. Gene Ontology annotation, molecular function: coproporphyrinogen oxidase activity. The record is from RefSeq and is a predicted model, not a curated record. The transcript has a single exon. Bases 159 to 1136 code for a protein of 325 amino acids.